AUUGAUCAACAAGGUAAACGGGUCCUUCCGAUUGGUUAAAUGCAUAAAGGGAUUUAUUUCAUUUGUUCACUAUUUCAGGCUGCCAUGAGUUCGUUUUUGCACAUUUAAGGUAACCAUUUAUUGCGAUUUUCGCCGUCUUUUGCGGUAUGCAUAUUGCACAGCUUAAUGUCGCGAUAACGAUAAAUUUGCGGUAUAUUGUGCAGGCCUAAUGACGUGUGUGGUACUGUCUCACAUGUCUCCCCGGACCACAACCGACCCCAAACCUGCCCAAAUCAUGUCAACCCGCCCAAAGCUAUUUCCUGCAAAUUCAGAUCCAAAACCGCCCAAUCGGGCAACACUGUCCGCGUCUCUUAUAAUGAGAAAAACCUGUGACGUAGCUCCACCCACACGCUGCGGGAGCGUCACGAUUUUUAACACACUUUCAGACAAGCGUCAGGUGGCGACUUUGAUGGGUGUCAUAACAAAAGUGGUGGACAUGAAUUUUGAACGCAAGAAUCAGAUUCGGUGUGUGGCUGAACCGUGAUCCAUACUGAUCACGGUUCAGCCACACACCGAAUCCAUUGCACCCCUAAAAAUGAAAAGAAGGAUCUUAAAACCAACCUAAAACCUUAAAGCUUUAGUGAGAAAUAAGCAGUUUAAAAAUAAAGACAUAAGAAAAGAUAAAAGAACAAAGAAUAUGUUUAGAUAAAAUGAAAAACAGCAUCAGAACCGUGACCCAAGAAUCCUUCUGUGUUUUCGGCAUCAUCUAAGGCUUUUGGGACGGGGAGUAUCUUACUGAUGAGUUGAUAACAGUCAGACAAACGCCACAGACACACACACGCCCAUGAGGGCCAGGCUGCUUUCAUGAAUGUUAAAGAAUCCACUUUUAUGCUCUCAGAAACAUUCUCAGAUUUCAAAAGCUUUUCAAAGAUUUGAAUUCAAGCGAGUCCUGCUGGGUGAAUCUUCCAGGAUUAAAUCUCAAAGGUUUUGCAGAAGUAUUGCACACUUGGAGAUGUUUCACCCGCUAGAUGCUUCAUAGAGGAGUCUACCUCAGUGAAGAUUUGAGGUUCAACUGGUGUCUUUUAAAGUAGGGUUUCAUGAUGCAGAUGUAGGGAUCAAACAGACUGACUCUUCCAUGAUAGUAAAGCUGUUUCUGCACUUUCAUGUUCAUCACAGCACCUCUGUGGAGCUUUUCAUGACCAUCUUGCUUCUGUAACAUUAAAUUUAGAGGGAGGCUCUGCUGGAAGGUUUGCUUUUAUGUCUUUGUACUCGCCAAUGCCAUCAGCAGUCUCCUAUUCUCCAAGAAGGAUCAGCUCCAGGACAGUCAGAGUCCAUGAAACCAGCCCUGUGUCAGGCCAAAGAGAAGCAUCCCGUCUGGGAGUUCAGACUGUUCCCCUCCCUCAACCCCCUGUCUCUUCUGCCUUCGGCAUCUUCUUAACUUUGAUUAAAGCAACGACCCGCCCUGCUGUGUGUGUGAGGGACUUACAUGGGAUGCUUCCUCCACAAUGCCAGUGACCGAGCCCUGGGAGGAACUAUGCUGUACGACAUGCGUAAAAUGACCAGUGCUCUGUGUCAGGACACCUGCUCAGAAAGUGGGUACCAGUUUGCAGGUCUGGAGUACGGCGCUGAGUGUCACUGUGGGAACCAUAUCAGCAGUCCACCGGCUCCAGAGGAGGACUGUAAUCUGGUAUGCCGUGGAGAGAGGGGGUCUCCCUGUGGUGGUGUGGGUCGUCUCUCCAUUUAUAAGGUGGAGCAGCAGCUGCCAGGCCAGAGAAAGUUCAGAAACAUUCACUAUCACGGUUGCUUUGAGUUUAAGAGCAGCUCCAUCUGCUCCUUCCCCAUCCACUCUGUCCAGCCUAACCUGACCACACAGUCCUGCAUGGAGAUCUGCACCGACAAGGAGCUCCCGCUGGCCGUCUUCAAGAAGCCCCAUUGUUUCUGCACGCGGACGUCGCCUCUGUUCAGCCUCACUCGGCAGCUGGACAACCUGCGGUGCGCUCUGAACCACAGCUCCUCCUCCACAGCCCCAGCUGAGGGGGGUUAUUACCACGUGUACCACACUCCUGUGCUGGACUCCAGGUGCAAAGAGAGGAUGUUUCUGCCUCACAGAUCCUCCUCCCUGGUGGCGCUCUCCAGUUUUCCAGGUGCAGGCAACACUUGGGUCCGUCACCUGAUUGAGCUGGUGACAGGGUACUAUACUGGCAGCUUCUACUUUGAUGGCACCUUGUUCAACAGAGGUUUUAAGGGUGAGAAGGACUACUGGAGGAGCGGCCGCAGCAUCUGUGUGAAGACCCAUGAGAGCGGUCAGAGGGAGAUAGAGAUGUUCGACUCCGCCAUCCUGCUGAUCAGAAACCCGUACCGCUCCCUAAUGGCAGAAUUCAACCGCAAGUGUGCAGGACACCUGGGACACGCCUCAGACGCUCAGUGGAGCAGCAAAGAGUGGCCAGCAUUUGUCUCAAGCUACGCCCCCUGGUGGGCAUCUCACGCUCUGAGCUGGCUGAAGUUUGGGCGUCGCCUCCUCGUGGUUCAUUACGAGGAGCUGCAGAAAGCUCUUCUGCCGCAGCUUCGUCUCAUCACAGCCUUCCUGAAUGUUAGCGUCACAGAGGAGAGGCUGCUGUGUGCACAGUGCAACCAAGACGGACACUUCAAACGCUCAGGGGGUCCACAGCCGACCUUUGACCCGUUCACCCCUGACAUGAAACAGAUGAUUGACUCCUUUAUUCACACUGUUGAUCAGGCCCUGAGGAGCAGAAACUUCAGUGGACUUCCAGAGGAUUACAGUCCCACAAGAUGAUGUGCAGACGUUCCACAGCUGCUCGAGACUGAUGAAUCUAAGAGGCCCUCUCUCAGGCACACUGUGAUCCGCUGUGGGAUCACGGAGGACCAGGACAGGUCACUGCAGGGACAUUUCAUACUACUGCUCUACAGUGACCGGUCACGAGGCUCCGACACACUUGGAGGACUUGAAGUGAUUUCUGGGGCUACAGUAUUUCAGGAGGAAGAGGGUUUCUCUGAGCCCUGGCAUCUUCAUUACAGAAACGUGUAGUUUUAGUUUGCUUUGUUUUAUUUGAAAUAGCCAGUCAUAUUCACACACAGUGUAAGACCUCAGUGAUGCCUGUUGGAACCGGUCCUGAACCGUUUGGAUUCAUUAAAUCCUUUUGAAGAAAGUGAA
Oryzias latipes (Japanese medaka) is the source of this 3151-nucleotide messenger RNA. NCBI's taxonomy places the organism in Eukaryota, Metazoa, Chordata, Actinopteri, Beloniformes, Adrianichthyidae. The record is from RefSeq and is a predicted model, not a curated record.